Messenger RNA from Boleophthalmus pectinirostris (great blue-spotted mudskipper), 3537 nucleotides. RefSeq names its product adhesion G protein-coupled receptor D1 (gene adgrd1). NCBI's taxonomy places the organism in Eukaryota, Metazoa, Chordata, Actinopteri, Gobiiformes, Gobiidae. Gene Ontology annotation, biological process: cell surface receptor signaling pathway; adenylate cyclase-activating G protein-coupled receptor signaling pathway. Gene Ontology annotation, molecular function: G protein-coupled receptor activity. Bases 1 to 2724 code for a protein of 907 amino acids. The transcript has 27 exons. The record is from RefSeq and is a predicted model, not a curated record. Gene Ontology annotation, cellular component: membrane.
AUGGAACUUAAUUUGAAACUUCACAUUUUCUCUGCUUUUCUCUCAUGUAUUAAGGUUCAUGCUCAAGUGUCGCAAUGGACGCAGCAUCCAGGCUUGCAGGUGUUGCGCAGUGCUGCACAUUAUUGGCCCCUCGAUGAUGUGAGUGGAAUCCAUGAGCUGUGGGACCAGAUUGGGAAGCGAACAGGUUAUGUUAACGGCAGUAACAUAACACUAAGAAUCCACAACCAUACUGUGCUCCCCUCCUCCCAUAACUCUUCUUAUGUGUAUACCAAUGACUCUGCCUACACUAACAUUUCUGCGACUGUAGACAUUGUUGAAGGAAUGGUAAACAAAGGCAUCUUUUUGAAUGGAGAUAAUGGUGGUACUUUUCUCCACUUUGGAACAUUUCAGAACACCUGCAUCAGUGAUCCAAUGCUUUGUGGCCCAGAGGGGAUUACCUUCUCCUUUUUCUGGAAAAACCAUGAACCUUCAGCACGGUUUGCUGUUGCGUCUGGAGGAAAAGUUAUCUCCAAUGGUUUCUCAGUCUACACUAAUCCUUUCAGAGGAUACGUAGAGUUUUACACAAGAGGGAACAACCAUAGGUGGAAGGCUGACAUCAGCGUGCCAGGGCCCUAUUGGACUCACAUUCUUUUCACCUGGACAAAAACUAAAGGUCUGGAUGUUUAUAUAAAUGGGACUUUGAAUGCCCGGGACGAGGUGGGCAGUUUUUCCGAUCACUAUGGUGACCUCUAUCCCGACUUGGUUAUCGGGACUGGCAAUGGCAAACCACACGGCCAUUAUGUUACAGGAGCCUUUGAUGAGUUCAUUAUCUGGGAGCGGGCUCUUUCCCCCAGCGAGAUCCUGCUCUACUACAAUGCAGCUACAGGUAGGACAUUGCAGCCUUCCCACGGUGACACUUUAGAAGUUUACACAACAUCACCAACAGUGAGAGCUGCUGAAGUAAGUCCUCCUGGGGUCAAAGGUGAAGAUGUGCAAACUCAAACAGACCAGGAUACCAUGCCUGUACUGGGGUUCCUACAGGGACUGCCCAAUCGGACCAUUUCUCAGAACACCGCCAACAACCUCACUCAGUCGUUUCUCAAAAGUGUAGAAGAGGUGUUGUCCUCUCCUGGGCUGCCAGAGCAGUCGUCAUCAGUGGUUGGUGGGCUCAUAGAGACUGUGGACAGAGUGAUGGAGCACAUGGCGACCAACCUGGAGCCGGGCCCUAAAUCUCUGGUCUCUCUAGGCGGGACGUCUUUUGUAGCAGAUUAUUCGCUGACGAAAUUCCCCCAAAACUACAACCUCCAGCAUUACCGCUUCCCAAUUCAAGGCAAGAACUACAUCUCAGUGCCCGGCGAGGCUUUCACCAUGCAGUCUCAAACUACAGUUGUUGGCCUCUUCUAUCACAAUAUGCACAAGUACUACAAAGAAAUCAGCCCAUUCAAAACAAGGAUCAAUGAAGCCACGGACUUUAAAGAUCAUAAGAUCCAAGUUGCAAGUAACCUGAUAUCCCUGAAAGUGGAGCCAUCUCCUGCCUUGUCAAUUAACCUUUCCGGAUCCCCGCUAAUCAAAAUCGUCCUCACCCACACUCUGACAAAGGAGCAACAGGAUCAAGUCUUAAACCAGAGCAAUAAAAUCUUCCUCUACUGUGCUUUCCUGGACUAUAGCUCAAAAGAAGGAGUAUGGUCUAAUGAAGGCUGUGUCCGCUCAGACGGGAACAUGACGUAUUCUGUAUGUCUGUGCAACCACCUCACCAACUUCGCCAUCCUCAUGCAAGUCGUGCCAAUAGAGCUCACCACUGGCCACCGGGUGGCACUGUCUACCAUUGGCUAUGUUGGCUGCUCAAUAUCCAUCUUCUGCCUUGCCAUUACUUUGGUCACUUUUGCAGUCCUCUCUUCAGUAAGCACCAUCCGCAAUCAGCGCUACCACAUCCAUGCAAAUCUGUCCUUUGCCAUUUUGGUGGCUGAAAUCCUCCUACUCAUCAGUGCUCGGUUUGAACCAGGCACUCUGUCUUGUAAAGUCAUGGCUGCGCUGCUUCACUUCUUCUUCCUGAGUGCUUUUGCCUGGAUGUUGGUGGAGGGCCUCCAUCUUUACAGUAUGGUCGUCAAAGUAUUUGGCUCUGAGGGAAGCAAACACUUUUACUACUACGGCAUUGGCUGGGGUUCACCGCUGCUGAUCUGCGUGGUGUCCAUGACUUCAGCUUUAGACAGUUAUGGAGAGGUGGAUAACUGUUGGUUAUCAUUGAAGAAUGGUGCCAUCUGGGCAUUUGUCGCACCAGCACUCUUUGUUAUUGUGGUAAACAUUGGCAUUUUGGUUUCUGUAACAAGGAUCAUAUCUCGCAUCAGUGGAGAGAAUUAUAAAGUUCAUGGAGAUGCUAAUUCAGUUAAGCUGACAGUAAAAGCAGUGGCUGUACUCCUGCCUAUUCUGGGGAUAUCUUGGAUCUUUGGUGUUCUUGCUGUCAACACACACUCUUUAGUGUUCCUAUACGUCUUUGCUAUAUUCAACUCAUUGCAGGGAUUUUUUGUCUUUUUGUUCCACUGUCUUCUUAACUCUGAGGUCAGAGCAGCAUUCAAGCACAAAACCAAAGUGUGGUCGCUAACCAGCAGUUCAAUUCGUAACAUCAAUGUAAAACCCUUUCACUCUGAUAUUAUCAAUGGAAACAAAGAUGGUGUUAUUCCCACUAAGAUGAACACAUGGGACAAAAGUGACAAUUCGGCCAAUCGCAUUGAUCUCUCUGCAGUAUAGGUCUCAUAGAUUCUCAGUUUGUCACUGAAGGACUAUCCAUUCAAAGAAUAAAGUGAGAAUACUAAAGUAAAUGUACAGAAUCAAUGUACUGUGCCUUUUAAUAGAUAUUUGAAUAUGUUGUGUGUUUUGUGACUUCUGUGCUCAGUUCAAUCCAUUUUGUUCAUAUAGAGUCUAGCAUUUAAAAAAUAUACAAAUUUAAAAAAUCAUCAAGGGUUUUUUAUGUUGCUUAGAAAAACAACACUGUCAAAAACAUAAUAUCCACAGCAAAUGUGAUGGAAGCUUCUCAUUAAAUCUGUAUUUUAGUCCAUUUCUGUUGCAAAGAGGAAGAUUGCUUUAGAAAGAUCAUCAUUAACUGCUAAUCUAGGUAGCCUUAGCUAAUGAGUUUUUGGCUAAAAUUGUAUUUAUUUAUUAUGUGACGUGAAAUCUUUUCCUCUUUUCUAUGACGUCUGUAGAAAAUGUCAUUUGUUUAUUUUUGUGUGUCAUAUUUUAUAUAAAUCAACUGAUAUUUUGUUGUACCUCACUUAAAGCUGCAUGCCCUGUCCUUGUGGAGAAAGGUAAAUGAUUGCUGUGAAGGUCCUGUGGCUAUUUGAUUUUCACAUUUUAAACCUUUGUAAAUAAAUCUUUUGGUACUUCGGUUCUUUGGUUACUUUGCCAGACUGUUAAUAUUGUGUGUUUACUGUGAGGAAAGGGACUUAUUUACUUAUUAAGGCUUACUGUAUCAAACAGGCUACAAUAUCAGGAUUCAUUCACUGUGACUGUACUCCCUUUCAUGUCAUACGUAUUUGCUUUUUAUUUUGAAUACUUUCUCAUGUC